AUGCCAUUAUCAGAAGAUAAUAUUCUUCUAAAUUUAUUGGUUGAAACGGUAUCAAUUAUACCAUUGGAUACUAUUGAACCUGAUCGAUUAUCUAUUAAAGCACUUCGAUAUCUUUUAUCUUGCACGUAUGAAAAGGAAAAACCUUUUGCCACUCCAGAAUAUGAAGUUUUUCGAUAUAGUGCUAUUCUUGCAGCAAAACAAGUUUCUAAUGAUGCGUAUGAAGCUAUUAUGGAACGGUUACCGGCCUUAGAACAAACAAAAAAUUCAAUACAAGCAUCGAAUAAAUUUAUUCCUGAUUAUCAAAAAGUCGCAAAAGAAUUAGAGCCUUUGGUUGAAUUUAUUAAUUUUAGCCGAAUAAAAGGACAAAUUUUAACAGAUAUUAUUGAACCCUUAGAAAUUGCUCCAUCAAAAAUAAUUAUGGAUGUUUAUCGGAAAAUGGCUAAAUCAAGUAAUUUAGUUUCAGGUGAAAUUCGAGGAAUACCAUUUACAAUGUAUAAGUUCAAAGAAUCAGAUUAUGUUUGGGAUAAAUCAGCGUGUGGAUCGAAACUUAUUAUUGAAGAUAAUGGAAAAGUUGUGUACGCACCAAAUGGUUGUGAACAACAUCAAUGUGUUAGAGCUAAGAUGCCAUUAAAUUGUAAAGGAAUUUUUGAAUGGAGUGUUAUUAUUGAAACACAUUGUGUAAAUACUUGGGUUGGGGUAUGUGCAUCAGAAAAUUUUAAUUAUGAAAAGUGGGUGGGACAACCUACUUCAAGGGCAUUAGGUACAGAUGGUAAUAUUAGCGAUUAUAAUGGUGGUAGAUCAAAUUAUUGUCCACACUUUAAAAAGAAUAAUACAAAAAUAACUGUUCACCUAGAUAUGAAUAAAAAAACUUUCGCUUUUUCAGUUGAUGGUACAAAGUAUAAGGAAGUAUCAGUGAAGGAAUUACCAUCAAAACUUUAUCCAGUAGUAUCAUUAUACCGUCACGCUCGCAUUCGAAUUCUGCCUUAUAGUAUAGUUUGAUUUAUGAAUGUUUGAAAAAAUCAUAUAUAUAUCUGAUUAUUGAAUAAUAAAUCACAAUUACUUUUAUUA
Rhizophagus irregularis DAOM 181602=DAOM 197198 is the source of this 1068-nucleotide messenger RNA. RefSeq lists its product as uncharacterized. Gene Ontology annotation, molecular function: protein binding. The record is from RefSeq and is a predicted model, not a curated record. NCBI's taxonomy places the organism in Eukaryota, Fungi, Glomeromycota, Glomeromycetes, Glomerales, Glomeraceae.